This is a messenger RNA of Paramecium primaurelia, 821 nucleotides long. The record is from the annotation of a GenBank genome assembly. NCBI's taxonomy places the organism in Eukaryota, Ciliophora, Oligohymenophorea, Peniculida, Parameciidae.
AUGUUCAGAUUAUUUGAUUCAAGUUAUCAAUAAAUGAAUCAAAUCAUUGAAGAAGGUGGGAAUGUACUAUGGCUUGGUGAUUUUACUGCAGCAUUAGAUAGACCUUUGCUUGAUUCGAAAGGCAUUUAGACAGUGUUAACUGUUGCAACUGGCUUAAAUGUAGCCUACAGAGAACCAGGUAUAACUCAUAAAGUACUAAUUCUAAAUAAUGAAAGGUAUAUCAUAUCCUAGAUUCAGAAACUGCAAAUAUAGGAAGAUUGUUUUAAGACACAAACACUUAAAUAAUUGAAGGUUUAAAAAGAGGAUCAGUUUUAGUACAUUGUGCUGCAGGAGUAUCAAGGUCUGCUUCAGUAGUGAUAGCAUAUUUAAUGAAAACAAAAGGAUUUGGUUUUUAAGAAGCAUUUAACUAUGUAAAAAAGAAGAGAAGUGUCAUUUAACCUAAUUAUGGAUUUAUUAAAUAAUUAAGAAAUUAUGAAAAGGAAGUAAAGAUAGUAAAAAAAGAAGCUCUUUAACUAAAAAUAAGCGAAAAUCCAAAAGAUGCAAAAGGUUGUUAAUUGAUAAAGACUUAAGAGAAAAAGAAAUCUGAUUUAAACAUCAUAGGUCAAUAAGCUGUUCAUUAACGAUAACCAAGUUAAUUAACUUAACCAAAAAUCACUACUUCAAAUUCUACAAGAGCUAAUUCGACAAUAAAUUCGAAAAAAUACUUUGAACCAUAAAAGACUUACCAAGGACCUUAGAUUGUAACCUAUGCAAAAAAUAAUAAAUUAGUUAUCAAAAAUCAUUUUGCAAUGCCUGAGAUAAAAUAAAAAAAAAACAAGUGA